Messenger RNA from Aplosporella prunicola CBS 121167, 597 nucleotides. RefSeq lists its product as uncharacterized. The transcript is spliced from 3 exons. The coding region runs from base 1 to 576 and encodes 191 amino acids. NCBI's taxonomy places the organism in Eukaryota, Fungi, Ascomycota, Dothideomycetes, Botryosphaeriales, Aplosporellaceae. The record is from RefSeq and is a predicted model, not a curated record.
AUGACGCGCAUCUCCGAAUCCAUCAAGCAGGACCACCGCGAGCUCGAGAAUGCUUACAACAAGAUUAAAAGUGCCACAACCGCGGACGAGAAGACCCGUUGGCAGAACCAGUUCACCUGGGAGCUUGCCCGCCACUCUAUUGGCGAGGAACUCGUCGUCUACCCGGCCAUGGAGAAGUACCUUACCGAAGGCAAGACCAUGGCCGAAAAGGAUCGCGGCCAGCAUCAGACUGUGAAGGAGCAGCUUUACAAGUUCCAAGGUCUCAAGGCCGAUGAUAAAGAGUUCAUGCCCACCCUUCAGUCUCUUUGGACUGAACUUAGCGAGCAUAUCAAGGACGAGGAAAAUCAUGAUCUCCCUGCACUGGAGAAGAAGUUACAGGAGAUCGACUCGGAAGAUCUGACGACUAGUUUCGAGAGGACCAAGAUGUUCACCCCGACCAGGAGCCACCCUUCCGCUCCGGACAAGCCACCCUACGAGACAGUGGUAGGACUCAUGUCAGCCCCCAUCGAUCGCUUGGCGGACCUCUUCCGAAAGUUCCCUAAGGAUAGUUCUCCUGCUUCUGGCGGAAUGACUUGAAUGAGCAUCGAUCUAGCAUGG